Sphenostylis stenocarpa is the source of this 831-nucleotide messenger RNA. The record is from the annotation of a GenBank genome assembly. Lineage: Eukaryota; Viridiplantae; Streptophyta; Magnoliopsida; Fabales; Fabaceae.
UUUGGAGUUGAAUUUAAUUUUGAGUUUCGGUAUUGGAGCGUCGCCCCUGCGGACCUCGGGGCAGUGACGGUUGUGAAGAAGAAGACACAGUCUUCGAGGAGUUGGAUUCUGUUCGAUGCCACAGGGCAGGGUUCAUUGCUCGACGUGGACAAAUAUGCAAUCAUGCAUAGAGUUCAUAUUCAUGCGCGUGAUCUCAGAAUACUUGAUCCCUUGCUCUCUAACCCGUCCACCAUUCUCGGUCUUGAGAAGACCAUUGUUCUUAACUUGGAGCAUAUCAAGGCAAUUAUCACCGCUGAAGAGGUAUUGCUGAGAGAUCCAACAGAUGAAAAUGUGAUCCCUGUUGUGGAGGAGCUGCAAAGGCGGUUGCCUCGAUCAGGGGCCGGUCUUCAACUGCAAGGACACGGUAAAGAGUAUCUUGCUGGCCAAAAUGAUGCCGAACCAGCUGAAGAAGAUGAGUCAUUCUUUGAAUUCCGGGCCCGGGAGGUUGCUUUAGAAGCCAUUUGUAGUUUUCUUGCUGCACGUACAGCAGAAUUGGAGAUGACUGCUUAUCCGGCUUUAGAUGAACUUACGUCUGUUAAGGUUAGAGACGAGCUUGAACAAUUAUUGGAUAAUGACGAUGAUAUGGCUGAUGUAUACCUGUCAAGAAAGACAGGUUCAACUUCAUCAGUUAGUGGAUCAGGUGUUGUAAAUUGGUUUGCUGCCUCCCCAACCAUAGGUUCAAAAAUAUCUAGAGCAAGUCAAGCAACAAUUCGUUUAGAUGAACAUGUUGAAAUGUUACUUGAGGUUAUGAAUUUGAAUUACUGUAAGAAAGUAGUAAAAACAAAUCACUAG